Messenger RNA from Camellia sinensis, 2150 nucleotides. The record is from RefSeq and is a predicted model, not a curated record. Lineage: Eukaryota; Viridiplantae; Streptophyta; Magnoliopsida; Ericales; Theaceae.
ACCCCCCCCCCCCCCCCCCCCCCCAAGACAGAGACAGUCUACUACUAUUUUCUCUCUUACCACUCUCUCUCUAGGGUUUUCACAAAUUCGAAUUCUUCUGUUUCAAAUUCUAGGGCUUGUCUGCUCGGGUCUGGAAUCAAAGAUGAGUCAUCGAAAGGGCUGCAAGGUGUGGGUCGAAGAUAGAGACUUGGCUUGGGUUGCUGCCGAAGUCGUUGAUUUUGUAGGCAAACAAGUUCAACUCCUCACUGCUUCUGGGAAGAAGGUUUUGGUUUUUCCUGCCAAGUUGUUUCCGAGGGACGCAGAUGCGGACCAUGGUGGAGUCGACGAUAUGACGAAACUGACUUACCUGAAUGAACCUGGAGUUCUCGACAACCUGGAGAGGAGAUAUGCUCUUAAUGAAAUAUAUUCGAUUCGGCAAGUUUGUUGAGAUCCAGUUUGAUGCAAAUGGUAGAAUAUCUGGUGCUGCAAUUAGAACUUAUCUGCUGGAACGAUCCCGUGUAGUUCAGAUAACAGAUCCUGAGAGGAAUUAUCACUGUUUUUAUCAACUGUGUGCAUCUGGAAGGGAUGCAGAAAAGUACAAGCUAGGCCACCCCAGCCACUUCUACUACUUAAAUCAAAGUAUGACUUAUGAGUUGGAUGGAGUGAACAGUGCAGAGGAGUAUAUGAAGACAAGGAGGGCGAUGGACAUUGUUGGCAUUAGUCAGGAAGAACAGGAAGCCAUAUUCCGGACCUUGGCUGCCAUUCUACAUGUGGGAAACAUUGAAUUUUCUCCUGGAAAAGAGCAUGACUCAUCAGUUGUAAAGGACCAGAAAUCUAGUUUUCAUGUGCAGAUGGCUGCCAAUCUUUUUAUGUGUGAUGUAAAUCUAUUACUGUCUACUCUGUGCACACGUUCAAUUCAAACUCGUGAAGGGAUUAUUGUUAAAGCUUUGGAUUGUAAUGCUGCUGUUGCAAGUCGGGAUGCUUUGGCAAAGACUAUUUAUGCUAGGCUGUUUGAUUGGCUUGUUGAGAAGAUUAAUAGGUCUGUUGGGCAAGACAAGGAUUCUCAGAUGCAAAUUGGUGUCCUUGACAUAUAUGGAUUUGAAUGCUUUAAAAACAACAGUUUUGAACAAUUUUGCAUUAACUUUGCAAAUGAAAAGCUUCAACAACAUUUCAAUGAGCAUGUAUUUAAGAUGGAGCAGGAGGAGUAUCAGAAAGAAGAAAUUAAUUGGAGCUAUAUUGAAUUUAUAGACAAUCAAGAUGUUCUCGAUCUGAUUGAGAAGAAGCCUAUUGGAAUAAUUGCUCUUCUGGAUGAAGCUUGCAUGUUUCCCAAAUCAACAUAUGGAACAUUCUCAACCAAGCUGUUCCAGAAUUUUCGGGCUCACCCAAGGUUGGAGAAGGCAAAAUUUUCAGAAACAGAUUUUACCAUUUCCCACUAUGCUGGCAAGGUUACAUAUCAGACAGAUACUUUUUUAGAUAAAAAUCGUGAUUAUGUUGUGGUGGAACAUUGCAAUCUAUUGUCUUCUUCCAAAUGCUCCUUCAUUGCUGGUCUUUUUGCUUCAUUACCGGAGGAAUCUUCAAGGUCGUCAUACAAGUUUUCUUCAGUAGCCUCUAGAUUUAAGCAACAACUUCAAGCUUUAAUGGAGACUCUCAAUUCAACGGAGCCUCAUUACAUUCGCUGUGUGAAGCCAAACUCUUUGAACCGACCUCACAAAUUUGAGAAUCAGAGUAUCUUGCAUCAGUUACGAUGUGGGGGUGUUUUAGAAGCUGUUCGGAUAAGUCUGGCUGGUUAUCCCACUCGGAGAACUUAUCAUGAAUUUGUGGAUCGUUUUGGACUGUUAGCUCUGGAAAUUAUGGAUGGAAGUUAUGACGAUGAGAAAACAACAGAGAAGAUACUUCAGAAAUUAAAGCUUGAGAAUUAUCAGUUGGGAAAGACAAAAGUUUUUCUUAGGGCUGGUCAGAUUGGAGUUUUAGACUCACGACGGGCUGAAGUUUUGGAUGCUGCUGCAAAGUGUAUCCAGGGUCGGUUACGGACUUUUGUUGCACACAGGGAUUUUGUCUCAACCAGGGUUGCUGCAGUUUCCCUUCAAGCUUGCUGCAGAGCAAGGUUGAAAGGUGAGCAAGUGAUCCUUGUGUUGCUCUAUGAUGCCUUGGAUUAGGUCUGAAGGAUGGGG